This is a messenger RNA of Wasmannia auropunctata (little fire ant), 781 nucleotides long. RefSeq lists its product as uncharacterized. The annotation marks the transcript as partial. The record is from RefSeq and is a predicted model, not a curated record. NCBI's taxonomy places the organism in Eukaryota, Metazoa, Arthropoda, Insecta, Hymenoptera, Formicidae. The transcript has a single exon.
AUGGUUGAUAUUCUGAACAUUGGAGGUGAGCCGAUCUUUGAUGAUAGCAUCGUCAAGAUUGAGACUCACACGUAUAACCCAUAUGUCAACACAUCAUUUCAACAUAACGACGAGAUAAGGAUACCAAUACAACAGCAGGAUUUAUACACAUUGCCGUGUGAAAGUUCACUUUACGUCGAAGGAUUGACAGUAAAGACACAGAAUGAUAAUACACCAACAAUUGGAAAUAAUUGUGUGGCGUUCAUGUUUGACGAAAUGCGAUAUGAACUCAACGGCGUGGAGAUUGAUCGCAGUAGAAACGUUGGACAAACUACCACUCUAAAAAACUAUGUAUCGCUAUCAUCAGACAAUGUAUAUAUGAUGGGUAAUGCUGGACUUAACUUAGUUAAUGCCACUCUCAUCACAAAAGAUGGUUACUUUAGUUUUUGCGUACCACUCAGGAUCCUGUUUGGUUUUUGUGAGGAUUACACACGUGUGGUUGUUAAUGCUCGUCACGAAUUGAUACGAGCGCACAAUAAUUGUCUUAAGGGAGAUCCGGCAACGGAACCGAAACUUGAGUUAUUCAAAAUACAGUGGCGAAUGCCGCACGUUACGUUGAACGAAGUCAAUAAACUAUCUAUGCUGCGAGCUUUGGAAAGUGGACGAUAUCUGAAUAUGAGUUUCCGUUCAUGGGAUGUGUACGAGUACCCGCUAUUGCCUGCCACGACGAAACAUUCCUGGGCUGUCAAGACUACGCCUCAGCUAGAAAAACCGCGAUAUGUUAUCUUUGCCAUGCAAACUG